This is a messenger RNA of Eubalaena glacialis (North Atlantic right whale), 454 nucleotides long. RefSeq names its product RNA guanine-N7 methyltransferase-activating subunit-like protein. The coding region runs from base 98 to 454 and encodes 118 amino acids. The transcript has a single exon. The record is from RefSeq and is a predicted model, not a curated record. Gene Ontology annotation, molecular function: RNA binding. Gene Ontology annotation, biological process: RNA 5'-cap (guanine-N7)-methylation. NCBI's taxonomy places the organism in Eukaryota, Metazoa, Chordata, Mammalia, Artiodactyla, Balaenidae.
AGGGGUCUGGAGAUCCUGUGACGGUGCUCUGGGCCGGAGAUCUAAACAAUCUAAACAUUAAACAGUACAGCUGCCUCAAAUCCCUGGGAAUUUCAGAAUGACUGACACUUCUGAAGCUGUUCCAAAUUUUGAAGAGAUGUUUGCCAGUAGAUUCACAGAAGAUGACAAAGAGUACCAGGAAUACCUGAAACGCCCUCCUGAGUCCCCUCCAAUUGUUGAGGAAUGGAAUAGCAGAGCUGGUGGGAACCAAAGAAAUAGAGGCAAUCGGUUGCAAGAUAACAGACAGUUUAGAGGUAGGGAUAGCAGACGGGGGUGGCCAAGUGACAAUCGAUCCAAUCAGUGGCAUGGACGAUCCUGGGGUAACAAUUACCCGCAGCACAGACAAGAACCUUACUACCCCCAUCAAUAUGGACAUUAUGGUUACAACCAACGGCCUCCCUAUGGCUACUACUGA